UUGACACCGGGUAAUUUAGACUUGAUUGCUUUUGAUCAGAUCAGUAAACGAUCUACAGUUGAAAGAUCAGAUCAAACUAUUAAAGAUACAAAUGACUACUUUGAUCAAUUAGCUGAUGCAACCAAUGAUAAAAUUAUGUUAUUUAAGGAAAUGCUGAAAGUCUAUACAGCAAAGCAGAUACAAUGGAUAAUUCGUAUUAUAUUGAAAGAUAUGAGAAUUCAUUGUGGUGAAAAGUUAAUUUUAAAUGCAGUUCAUAAAGGAGCCUAUGAUGCUUGGACUACAAACAAGUCAUUAUAUGACAUUUGUCAAUUAGGAAGUUAUUUACUUGAAGGACAGACGAAAAGAAUGAAACAAGAACUCAAGUUGUUUUAUGAAUUUGUUCCUCAAACAGCCAUUCCCUUUAGUGAUAAAUAUUUUGAACAAUUAGAGAAACCAUUUUAUGUACAAAAAAAGAUUGAUGGAGAAAGAGUAUUGAUGCAUUAUGACCGUGACCAAGAUCGAUUUCUUUGGCAUUCUCGAAAUCGAGUUCAAGAAAAUACACUCUAUGGUGACUCUAGUAAAGAUAAUACCAAGUUAUCAUCUUAUAUUCAGAAAGGAAUAUUAGUAAAAAAUAUUAUUUUGGAUGGAGAAAUGGUGGCUCAUUCUGUUAAAGACAGAGCAGAAUUACCCUUCGGUACAUUAAAGACAGCAGCCAAGACGGAUCUUUCUGAAUGGGGAGAUACUUAUCCAUGCUAUUAUGUGUUUGAUAUUUUAAUGGUGAAUGGGCUACCUUUAAUUGGACAUACAUUGAAAGAACGAUUAAGAACACUUUAUUCAGUCGUUAAAGAACAGGAACCUUACUUGAAAAUUUUGCCUAGUAAAGAAAUGCAGACAAAAGAGCAAGUCAUGGAUGAAUUAGAAAAAGCUUUAUUGAACAAGGAGGAAGGGCUUGUUUUGAAAGAUAAAAGCUCAUGUUAUCACAUAAAUAAAAAAUCAUCAAAAUGGAUCAAGUUUAAACCUAGUUUUUUGGAUACAUUAGUAGAUACCUGUGAUCUGGUCCUUGUAGGUAUAAAAUAUGGCUAUGGAAAAAAAGGUGGGAAAAUAGGAAGUUUGUUAUGUGCAGUUAGAGAUGAUACUAUACCAGAUACUGAGCCCCCAAGAUUCAUUACAUUUGCUUUGCCGGGUACUGGGUUAAGAAAUGAAGAUAUAAUCAUAUUAACAGAGUUAAUAAAAACAAUAUCAGAUUAUGAUCCGAAAAAGACUCCAGAUUGGUUAGAUCAUCCUCUUAAUGGAAAAGAUUUAUUAGAUCAAAUAGUUCAUUACCAAGAUUCAAUUGUAGUGGAAGUGAAAGGAGCAUUUAUAAAUGACACACAAAAAUUUGGUAUGAAAUGUACUUUACGUUUCCCAACAUUUAUAAGAAUCCGAAAAGAUAAAGGAUGGCAAGAUAUUAUGACUUAUACGGAUGUCUUGAAGGCUAAAGCUGAAGGAGGUGUUGGUAAAAAGAGAACUGCUGAAGAUAGAAUUGAAAAGAGCAAGGUUCGAAAGACAAGAAGGGGAACAAUACUUUUACCUAGUCAACAAGGAUUGGAUUCAAGUCCUGUAAUUCAAAAGACAAACAUUUUCGAAGGAACAUCAUUCUAUGUUAUCAAUGGUACGAAGUUAAAUGAACAAGAAGAAGGAGGCUUUAUGAAGAAUGAACUUGAUUAUUUGAUUAAAGAAAAUGGUGGCGAGUAUCGACAAAACAAAUCUGCAGAUAUUUUGAUUGCCGGUGUUAAGAAUGCUAGAGUCAAUAGUAUUAUUACAGUCGUGAAAACUCGAGAUAUUAUACUUCCUUCAUAUAUCCUUGAUUCAAUUGAAGCAAGGAAAAUGCUAUCUAUAGAACCAAAAUAUAUGCUUUAUACUUCAUCAGCUACUCAAGAAAAGUUUUUGCAAUCCAGAGAUAUAUAUGGUGAUAUUUACAAUAAGAAAAUAUUGGCUAAAGAAUUUAUUGAGAUAACAAAUAGAAUGAAAACAGUAGCUAGUACACAAAAAGAAACAAUGAAUAAAGCUCUAGAGUUAGUCGAUCGUUAUUUCCCAGAAGGAAUUCAUGGUAUGCUAUUCAUCAAUACAAGGGCUUAUUUUGAUUUUUCUGCUGAGCAAGAUAUUGAACCACAAACAAUCCAAUGGACAGCAUUAAAAAAAUGCCAAGAAGAAUUAGAGAUAGCAAAGUCUAAAUAUGUAUUUGAAUCUGGACAAGUCGUCUCAAAAAUGACAGAGAAUAUUACUCAUAUCAUUAUUCAUAAAGAUGAUGUUUCUCGAGUAGAUGAAUUUAAAAAAUGGUUUUUACGUCGUAACAAGUCUUUACCAAGAUUUGUUACGUUAGAUUGGAUAAAUAAAUGCUAUCACGAGGAAGUUCGACUCAAUGAAGAAGAUUUUCAGCCAAAGUCGUUGUAAGUCGUUUUCGGAAAUUGGCAUAAUUUUUUUUCCCAGUAAAUUCAGCUCAAGUAAACAAAUCUUAUUUUUUAUUUUUGUCUUAUUUACAAUAACAACUUGCAUAUUUAUCUUUAUGAAUGAUAUCCAUUGCAUUCUGAUCAUUUUAAAUAAACCUUUUUUUUUAUUAAAAA
Molecule: messenger RNA, 2582 nt
Organism: Cokeromyces recurvatus
Lineage: Eukaryota; Fungi; Mucoromycota; Mucoromycetes; Mucorales; Mucoraceae
Product: ATP dependent DNA ligase domain-containing protein
Exons: 18
Coding region: 136-2412 (758 amino acids)
Biological process (GO): nucleotide-excision repair, DNA gap filling; DNA recombination; DNA biosynthetic process
Cellular component (GO): DNA ligase IV complex
Molecular function (GO): DNA ligase (ATP) activity; DNA binding; ATP binding
Source: RefSeq, a predicted model, not a curated record